Coturnix japonica (Japanese quail) is the source of this 2149-nucleotide messenger RNA. RefSeq names its product cysteine sulfinic acid decarboxylase (gene CSAD). Gene Ontology annotation, biological process: taurine biosynthetic process; carboxylic acid metabolic process. The record is from RefSeq and is a predicted model, not a curated record. Gene Ontology annotation, cellular component: cytoplasm. Lineage: Eukaryota; Metazoa; Chordata; Aves; Galliformes; Phasianidae. Gene Ontology annotation, molecular function: sulfinoalanine decarboxylase activity; pyridoxal phosphate binding.
AACGCCGGGCGGGAGUUGCCCGACAGACGAGGGCGGGUGGGAGCGAGUUGGAGCGGGGCGGGCCCGGCCCGGGGGGUCCGCACCCCAUUACUGUGUUCGUUCCCCGGUUCCCCCUGCGGGCUCCUCUCACAGCCGCGGCCCAUCGGGGCCUUGUCGCCCCUCCCGGUCCCUCGGAACCGUCCCGGUCUCUCGGUGACCCCGCAGCCCCCGCCGGCGUUGUGUCCCGCCCCGGUUCCUCGUGUCCCCGUCCACGUCCCCGUUCACGUCCCCGUGGCCUUUCGGUUCUAUGUGGGGUCGGGGCCGGCCGGCCGUUGCCCGCUGUCCGCCAUGGGGCGAUGCCGCAUCCGACCCCCCCCUUCAGUCACACACACGCCCCGACCCCCCGGCAGCGGUUCCCGACCCGCCGUCACCCGGUGCCGGCCGCGCCGCGGACUUUGUCCCCGUGUGAGCAGAGCGCGGCUGGGAGCGGCACGGAGCUGCCAGGGGUCGGUGAGACGGGAUUAAAAAGGGGUGGGGGCUCCGAGCACUGAGCUGAGCCCGACCCGGGUGAGCGGGGCCGGGCCGUGAUGGAGCGGUGGGGCGACCUGGAGCGGCCGGCGAUGGACAGAGCGGCCGGGGAGCAGUUCCUGAGUGCGGCAUUCCAGGUGCUGCUGGAGGAGGCGGUCAGGAAGGGCACGGACGUGGCUCAGAAGGUCUGCGAGUGGAAGGAGCCCCACGAGCUGCGGGAGCUGCUGGACCUGGAGCUGCGGAGCCGCGGGGAACCCGAGAGCCGCCUGCUGGAGCGCUGCCGGGAUGUCAUCCGCUACAGCGUCAAGACCUGCCACCCCCGCUUCUUCAACCAGCUCUUCUCGGGCCUGGACCACCACGCGCUGGUGGGACGCCUGCUCACCGAGACCCUCAACACCAGCCAGUACACCUAUGAGAUCGCCCCGGUGUUUGUGCUGAUGGAGGAGGUGGUGCUGGCCAAGCUGCGCGAGCUGGUGGGCUGGAAGAGUGGUGAUGGCAUCUUCUGCCCUGGGGGCUCCAUCUCCAACAUGUACGCCAUGAACGUGGCCCGCUUCCAGCGCUUCCCUGAGAGCCGUCAGCUGGGCAGCCGGGCGCUGCCACGCCUGGUGCUCUUUGCCUCAGAGGAGUGCCACUACUCCAUCCAGAAAGGAGCCGCCUUCCUGGGCAUCGGCACCGACAACGUCGUCCUGGUGCGUGCAGAUGAGAGGGGGAAGAUGAUCCCCGAGGAGCUGGAGCUGGAGAUCGAGAGGGUGAAAAGUGAGGGUGCUGUGCCAUUCUUUGUCAGUGCCACCUGUGGCACCACCGUGCUGGGCGCCUUUGACCCACUGGGCCCGGUGGCGGACGUGUGCCAGCGUCACGGCCUCUGGCUGCAUGUGGAUGCUGCCUGGGGUGGGAGUGCUCUGCUUUCCAGGAAGCAUCGGCAACUCCUCGCCGGCAUCGAGAGGGCUGACUCGGUGGCCUGGAACCCUCACAAGAUGCUGACGGUGGGGCUGCAGUGCUCGGCCUUCCUGCUCCGAGAUGACUCUGGGCUGCUGCAGCGAUGCCACGGGGCGGGUGCCACGUACCUCUUCCAGCCUGACAAGUUCUACGAUGUGACCUUGGACACCGGGGACAAGACGGUGCAGUGCGGCCGCCGUGUCGACUGCCUCAAGCUCUGGCUGCUCUGGAAGGCGGUGGGGACCGAAGGGCUGGAGCAGCGUGUGGACAGAGCCUUCGCCUGCACCCGCUACUUGGCUGCCGAGGUGAAGAGACGGCCCGGCUUCCAGCUGGUGCUGGAGCCCGAAUUCCUCAACCUCUGCUUCUGGUUUGUGCCCCCCAGCCUGCGGGGCCAACAGGGCCGUGCUGAUUUCGAGCAGCUUUUGGGGAAGGUGGCCCCUGCAAUCAAGGAGAGGAUGAUGAAGGAGGGCUCCAUGAUGGUGGGCUACCAGCCCCACGGCACCAAGCCCAACUUCUUCCGGCAGAUUGUCACCAGCCCCGCUGUCACCAGGGCUGACCUUGACUUCUUCCUGGAUGAGAUUGAGCGGCUCGGACAUGACCUGUAGGGUCCCCCCUGCCCCCCCCAGCACUGUGGGGACACCAGGGAUUAAAGACACUCCCACGUGCUGCACACUGCAGCUCAAUAAACACUGAAAUGGGUAAAACA